Messenger RNA from Budorcas taxicolor (takin), 1087 nucleotides. It is a transcript of the gene RP9, whose product is annotated as RP9 pre-mRNA splicing factor. The record is from RefSeq and is a predicted model, not a curated record. Bases 1 to 666 code for a protein of 221 amino acids. Lineage: Eukaryota; Metazoa; Chordata; Mammalia; Artiodactyla; Bovidae. The transcript has 6 exons. Gene Ontology annotation, biological process: RNA splicing.
AUGUCGUCCCGGCCCGGGCGCGACGAUGCGGGCGCCGGGGGCGCGCGGCGGCCCCGGGAGCCCCCGGAGCAAGAGCUGCAGCGGCGGCGGGAGCUGAAGCGGCGGCGGCAGGACGCGCAGCAGCUGCAGCAGCUCAAGCACCUGGAAUCCUUUUAUGAAAAACCUCCUCCUGGGUUUAUCAAGGAAGAUGAGACUAAGCCAGAAGACUGUAUACCAGAUGUCCCAGGCAAUGAACAUGCCAGGGAAUUUCUGGCCCACGCACCAACCAAAGGACUCUGGAUGCCACUCGGGAAAGAAGUCAAAGUCAUGCAGUGUUGGCGCUGUAAACGGUAUGGUCACCGAACGGGCGACAAAGAAUGCCCUUUCUUUAUCAAAGGCAACCAAAAGUUAGAACAGUUCAGAGUAGCACAUGAAGAUCCCAUGUAUGACAUCAUUCGUGAGAAUAAAAGACAUGAAAAGGAUAUAAGGAUACAACAGUUAAAACAGUUACUGGAGGAUUCAACAUCAGAUGACGAUGGGAGCAGCUCCAGUUCUUCAGAAGAUAAAGAGAAACACAAGAAAAAGAAGAAGAAAGAAAAGCAUAAGAAGAAGAAGAAAGAAAAGAAAAAGAAGAAAAAACGAAAGCAUAAGUCUUCCAAGUCGAAUGAGAGUUCAGAUUCAGAAUGACGGAGCCUGGCUUGUUCAGCAUUCUCUUCUCCAAAACCAAACACUGUGGCCAAAGAUGAGAGGACCCGUGGAGGAAGGCGGAGUCGGAGAGGAACCGGAGAGACGCCCAGAGGGAGGGGCUGUGGAGGCCCAGGUGCGGGUUCUCCCCUGCCUUCCAGGGAGGAUGUGAGUUGUGUGUUGCCAGGUGCUAGCUCUGGACACGCCUGACUUCAGGCUGGAGAGGUUUUCCCCUUGUGCUCCUCCCUGCUGAUCCCUGUGGGUCCCAACUCCUUAGGAAUGCCUCGGGCAGGGCGGCCAGAUGAAGGGAGUCUCUGAGGAGCUCCUCCGGGUGCUGCCGUAGGUUCCACCUCCAGGGUGGAGCUGUGUAGAGCUCAGGCUUGAUUUCCCUCUGCUGCUGAGGAUAAUAAAAGCUCACUAUUUA